This is a messenger RNA of Diabrotica virgifera virgifera (western corn rootworm), 1903 nucleotides long. RefSeq names its product esterase FE4-like. The record is from RefSeq and is a predicted model, not a curated record. NCBI's taxonomy places the organism in Eukaryota, Metazoa, Arthropoda, Insecta, Coleoptera, Chrysomelidae. The transcript is spliced from 6 exons. Bases 166 to 1617 code for a protein of 483 amino acids. Gene Ontology annotation, molecular function: hydrolase activity.
CAUUAUUUUUCAUUCGCAUAUGAAUUGUAGAUGAAUUGUAGAAUUGAAGAUAAUAUGUAUUGUAUAAAAAAUAUUUUUCAUCCAGUUACAUCACAGCGUGGUUGCGUAUUGGUAGUGGUAGAUUAAAAUUAGCGAAUAGAGUGUGCCAAUCGAGCCGAAAAUACGAUGGAGUCUCCCAUAGUCACGGUGACCGAAGGUCAAGUUAGAGGAUGCCAAAGAGUAAAUUUGGAUGGUGAAUCUUUUUAUUCGUUUUUGGGAAUACCGUUUGCUAAACCGCCUCUUGGAGAUUUGAGAUUUAAGUCACCGCAACCAGUAGAAACAUGGAAUGGUGUUAGAGAUGCCACGAAAGAUGGACAGCCUAGUUACCAAUGGGAUGACAAAAACAAUAAACCUGUUGGUUCUGAAGACUGUCUACACCUAGGUAUUCACACAAAAAAACUUCCAUCCAAAGAACCUUCCCUUAAACCAGUAAUGGUGUGGAUACACGGCGGAGGAUUCAUUUUUGGUUCAAACAGUUCGACUGACUAUGGACCAGAAUACCUGAUGCUUGAAGACAUAGUAUUAGUGUCUGUUAAUUAUCGUCUCGGAUUCUUAGGAUGUCUACAGUUUGAAGAUACUUCCUUGAAUGUGCCCGGAAAUGCAUCCCUUAAAGACCAACUGCUAGCUUUGAAAUGGAUCCAACAGAAUAUUCACCAUUUUAACGGUGAUCCUAAAAACGUAACCAUUUUUGGAGAAAGCGCCGGGGGUGCUAGUAUUCAUUAUCUUAUGCUUAGUCCAUCAUCCAAAGGUUUGUUUCACAGAGCCAUUCUACAGAGCGGAUGCACUUUUUGUCCUUGGUCUAGAAUGACAGAACAAAACGUUGGACUUGAGUUUGCACAAAUUGUUAAUCAAAAUAUUAAAACGGAAAAAGAGGCACUAGAAGUACUACGAAAGUUGCCUGCUAAUGAAUUACUAGAGGCACAACAAAAGUUUAAUGUAAAAUAUGAACUACACCUUAAAGUAGCCCCUACAAUAGAGAAGCCAAAUGAAACAGCCGUUUUAACAUCUUUACCACAAGAUUUAAUAGCUAAGGGUCAUUAUCACAAGAUUCCAUUAAUGAUUGGUUACACUAAUAUGGAGGGCAUAUUACACGAAAUAUAUCAACAAAAGGAAACGAAACAAGGAUUAAAACCAGAUUAUUUCAAUCUCUACAAGUUUGUUCACCCGCAUAUGGCGAUAGAAAAUAAAGACCCUAAGAAGGAGUUGAUUAAAGAGAAACUCAAGAAGUUCUACUUCACCGAAAAUGCAGAUGAAAUGGCCAAGUAUGUGAUGGCAACUGAUGGUACCUACACUGCACCAGUGGUUGGAACUGCUAAGCUUCAUGCAAAAGCCCAAACUGAACCUGUUUAUUUAUAUCUUAUGAGUCUAGAUGCCGGACUAAAUUUCCUUAAACGUGCCAACGGUUUCAGUGAUAUGCCAGGUGCUUGCCAUGCUGACGAUCUAGGAUGUUUGUUCCAAAUACCGCUAGAGUCUCUCAAUAUGCACGGGGGAGAAAAAGAACUAAAAGCAAUCAGAAGAUUUGUCAAACUAUGGACUAAUUUUUUGGAGAAGGAAGCUUGCCGAGUACUUAUUAAUUAGGUAUAUUUACUGGGAGACAUAAUUCAUAUGCAACGCUUCGUGACGACCAUUUUAUUAGACUACUUCAACUGUCAAUAUUGCCAACCUGAUUUACAUAUACUUGGGGAUCAGGAUAGCUAACAUUUCAAUACCCCCUCUCAAUUUAUACAACAUUUACAUAAAUAGUAAAUUUGGAUGAAUUGUCGACUAAACAACAAUCUUGACUCUAACCAAGUCUUGACAAAAAUUGAACUAAAUGAAAUCAUAAAAACAUACUUAUACAUCCUACAUUACUCAGGUUACAACU